AUGGUGACCGUCGAGAGCACCUUCGGGAGGACCAUCCGACCAGCAGAGGUUACGGUGGCAGCCGCUGUCACGAGGAUCUACGACCUGGGACUGAGGAUAGCCUCGGAGAAGAUCGAGGCCCUGUGGUUUUACUGCCUGCCUCCGUGGAGACCUCCGGCAAGAUCAUGGGUACGGGUGGGUGGAGCCUCCGUAGAGGUGAAAUAUCUGGGACUCAUCCUCGACAGCCACUGGAGCGUCGAAGUGCACUUUGACCACCUCGUUCCUCGAGUGGAAAGGACGGAGGCCGCUCUAGGCUACCUUUUACCCAUCCUCGACGGACUUGGUACGCCGACUAUAUACGGGAGUGGUGCGGUCCAUAGCCUUGUACGGGGCUCUCAUAUGGGCCCCAGCCAGGACGGCCAGCCAGAGACGGAAGGUUAUAAGGAUCAUCCGUGA
Messenger RNA from Nomia melanderi (Alkali bee), 435 nucleotides. RefSeq lists its product as uncharacterized. NCBI's taxonomy places the organism in Eukaryota, Metazoa, Arthropoda, Insecta, Hymenoptera, Halictidae. The record is from RefSeq and is a predicted model, not a curated record.